This is a messenger RNA of Electrophorus electricus (electric eel), 6776 nucleotides long. The record is from RefSeq and is a predicted model, not a curated record. Lineage: Eukaryota; Metazoa; Chordata; Actinopteri; Gymnotiformes; Gymnotidae.
CCUACUUGCGACGAUACAUGUCGGUAAGCCUAACUGUAACCUAGUGCGUGGGGGGGAAAAAAAGUUGCCGGAGGGGGAAAAACGGGACGCUCUCGUUCUGGAUACUCGGUGUGUGUUUUUGUCAGGCGACGAAGACGGAGUGGGAGUUGAAAAGCUGCGAGUUCGUCUACAUGUCUGCGUUCGUUCUUAUAAAAGUGUAAACAGCUGGCACGUCCAGCCAUGAUCGAAGACAAGGGUCACCGCGUGACGGACUACUUUGUGGUGGCCGGGCUGACGGACAAGUCCACGCCGCUUGAGCAGGACCUGUCCGAGGCCAAGUCCAGUGGCCCCAAGGCCCCCAUCACUGACCUGGCCAUCAUCAACAAGUCGGCAGGUGAGACGACGCCCGAGGGCUUCACCUGCAUCGAGACCACCUACAGCGGGCAGCCGGCCAACCUCAACCACGGCAGCCUUAAGAGCCCUGAGCUGUUCCUCUGCUACAAGAGGGGACACGGGAAGUCCCCACUAAGCGACAUUGGGGUGCUGUACGAGGGAAAGGACCAGCUAAUGCCAGGAUGCGAGGCGAUCCAAGCCACGCCGUACGGCCGCUGCGCCAACGUCAACAACAGCUCGGCCACGUCCCAGCGCAUCUUCAUCACGCUGCGCCGCGCGUCGGCGGUCCAGCUGAAGAACUCCCUGGCCGUCACCGACAUCUGUGUAAUAGUCACCAGCAAGGGCGAGACCCCCCCCCACACCUUCCUUAAGGUGGACAAGAACCUCAACUGUGGCAUGUGGGGCUCCAGCGUUUACCUCUGUUACAAGAAGUCAGUGUCAGCCUCCAACUCCAUCACCUAUAAAGCAGGUCUGAUCUUUCGCUACCCAGAGGAAGAUUAUGAGUCUUUCCCCCUCUCGGAGUCGGUCCCUCUGUUCUGCCUUCCCAUGGGGGCCAAGAUCGAGUCCUGGGCCCCAAAUGCACGCCAACCGUUUCCUGUCUUCUCCACUUUCGUCCUGACCAACUCCUCCGGAGAAAAGGUCUACGGCGCUGCCAUCCAGUUCUACGAGCUCUACUCGGCAGACAACCUAAGCGAGAAGCAGAAGAUUCAGCUCGGCCUUCUCACCAGCGUGGAGAAGAAGCCUGUCCCCGACCGCACGGUCAACACCAACAAGUGCAUCUGCCUGCUGUCCCGCUGGCCCUUCUUCAAAGCCUUCAGACGCUUCCUCAAGUUCCUCUACAAGUUGUCGGCCAACAACGUCGACCCGCUGCCCAUCGAGAAACACAUCUCCCACUUCAUGCAUAAUGUUCCCUUCCCAUCCCCGCAGAGGCCCAGGAUCAUGGUUCAGCUCUCAGCACAUGACAGCCUAAUGCUGUCCCAGCCUGUGUGCACGCCUCUCCCACUGAGCGGGGCCGAUUACAGCACUCUUCUCACAAACCUUGGCCCAGAAAGCUGUGCAACGCUGCUGCACUUUGUCCUGCUAGAGAGCAAGAUUCUCCUCCACUCCCUCAGACCAGACGUGCUGACCGGUGUCGCUGAGGCUGUGGUGGCGAUGAUCUUUCCUUUCCAGUGGCAGUGUCCCUACAUCCCACUGUGCCCGCUGUCUCUCGCCGGGGUCUUGAACGCCCCGUGCCCUUUCAUUGUUGGAGUGGACUCCAGAUACUUUGACCUCUAUGACCCCCCGCCAGAUGUAGUUUGUGUGGAUCUGGACACCAACACUAUAUACCUAUCCGAUGAGAAGAAGCACUCGAACUGGAAGAACCUCCCAAAGAAGCCCUGCAAGAACCUUAUCAGCUCUCUGGUCAACCUGCACCACCAGCUUACCCUCGUGCGGAGGACAGCUCCAGAAGGCUCCAUGUUGGACAUGGCACCCCUUGAGGCAGACUUCACCUGGAAGAGUAAAAUGGCGGGGCUGGAGAUGGAGGUCCAGGAGGCUUUCCUGCGCUUCAUGGCCACCAUCCUAAAGGGCUACCGCUUCUACCUCAAACCCAUCACACAGGCCCCCUCGGAGAAGGCCACCGCCGCCGACUCGCUCUACGACCUGCAGGGGUUCUUGAAGAGCCGAGACCGCGCUCACCAGAAGUUCUACUCCCAGCUUACCAAGACCCAAAUAUUUAUACGUUUCAUAGAGGAAUGCACCUUCGUCAGUGACAAAGACACUGGCUUGGCCUUUUUUGACUACUGCAUCGAAAAGCUUUUCCCGUCCGAUAAAGGAACAGACAGAGGCACAAAGGUGGAAGGAGAGGGCUCAGAGGACGCGCGUCUGCUGGAGCUGGACGACUCUCAGAAGAGCGAGCACACCGUGUUCAUCAUGCCCCCGGAACCCCCCUCUGAUGGCCCGGACCCUCCUCCCAAGUACAGCUACGGGAGCUUCCCUGGCCUGCGCCUGGACCUGUUCGACCGGCCGCGGGAGCCAAAGUCGGCGCUCAGCACCAGAGCGGCAGGUGCCAGCGCGUCCGGCAGCCCCGCGCUCCUGGCCAAGAGGACAAAACAGGAAGUCAAGCUGGCGUACAAGCUGGCGAAGCGCUGCUACUCGAACCCGCCGCUGUGGGCCAAGUGCCUGUUCGGCCACUGCUACAGCCUGUGGUUCAUCUGCCUGCCGGCGGCACUGCGACUGGCCCCGUCCAAGCCCGGUGCCAUGCAGCAGGCACUCGACGUCCUCAUCAAGAUGAGAAGCUCUGAGGUGGAGGUGCUCGACGAGGUGUGUUACCGCGUGGUGAUGCAGCUGUGCGGUCUCUGGGGGAUGCCCGUCAUGGCCGUGCUCGUCCUAAUGGAGAUGAAGAAAGCUGGAGUCGAGGCCAACGCCAUCACUUACGGAUACUACAACAAGGCUGUCCUGGAGAGCACUUGGCCUAGCCAGAAUCGCAGUGGCCAGGUCAUGUGGACCAAAGUCCGGAAUGUGGUGCGAGGGGUGGCCCAGUUCAAACGGGCCCUGCGGGGGUCGGCCCACUCUAAAAGACCUCCCCCCAUUACAGCAGUAGUGUCGCUGGACGCAAUAGCUGACGGAGAGGGCGACCGGCUGAGCCACUGCAGUGCCGACAGCUCUGGCGAAACCAACGGGGACGAGCAUACUCUCUUCUCCCGGCACCUCAUCGUAGGCGUCGCUCACGGGAGUCAGAGCAGCACAGGUGCCCAGUCCGACCAGGGUUACGGCUCGAAGGACGAGCUCCACCAGGACUCCGCAGACGCGCCGAAGGCCGCAGCCUUUACCGUCUCCACCGGUGAUGACGAUGCCAAGAGAAAAGCGGAUAAGAGCCUGAACGGGGACGACACGGCAGGCUCGGUGGAUAGCGCGGUGGCUGUGUCGGAGCCCCCCAGCCCCGCUGAGCCCAGCCCUCCUCCAGCUAGCAUCGUCAAACUGCUCGGCGCCAGCCUCGAUGCUCCCCCAGGGAGAGGAGAUUCAGGCAGCAGCCCGGCAGGCGGCAGCAAGCUGUUCAAGCCUCGCAGCCGGAGCGAGGGCGUGGCCCUUCCGGAGCCCGACGGCGGCUCCGCCCCCUCGGCCCCGCCUGCCGGCCAGCAGCAGCAGCAGCAACAGCAGCAGCGGUCCAAGGCGUUCGCCGAGCGCAGCUGCAGCUUCAGCACAGAGAGCCGCGCGGGCAUGCUACUGAAGAACAGCAGCCUAGAGCUCAGUGCCGACAACAUGGGCGCCGACGCCAAGAUCCUGGCCGCCGCCUUCUCCGGCACCAAGACUCCGCCCCCCACCGCGGCCCCAGGACCAGCCUUCAAAGAGCUGGAGGCGGGGCCCAGCGUGACGUGGCCCCUCGAGGCCGGGAUUAAAGAGGCAGAGGCAGAGAAAGGUGGGAUCGGAGUGGGGAAGAAAACGGAGGAGAAGGGCACGGUGACGGAGACGCCUCAGGGCAGCGAGGGAACGGGAAGAAGCGCCAGCAGCUCCUCGUCCUCCUCCUCCAAGGUGGUGGAGAGGGAGGACGUAGAAAUCGGCGCCGAUCCGCUCUCCCAGCUGGCCUCAGAGAGCGAGGAGCUGGCCUCCAUUCAGAGCCAGGAGUCGGCCCGCCUGGUCCCGACGGUGGUCUCCCGCAACCUGGCAGACGAGAUCGAGAUGUACAUGAACCUGCAGGGCCCACUGGGCACCAAGGCCUCCAGCAUGGAGCUGCACCAGGGGGCUCCACGCGAGCCGGAGCCGGAGCCGGAGCCGGAGCCGGAGUCGGGCAAGCAUGCCCGUACGGACUCGCCGGCCGCCAACCAGGCCCUGGAGCGGAGGUCCAGUCUGCCCGCGGGCCCUGUGAAAAUGCCCGACCCGCUGGAGAACCCCAAACGCUGCCCCGCCGUCACGCGCUCCAAGACCUUCGCCAGCAAGUCCUCGAAAGCCCCUGGCUCGGCGGGCCAAAGGUCGACCUCGCUGACCGCGCUGGUGAAGUCCUCCCAGAGUGGUUCGCUGGGGUCCGUCAUCAACUCCAUCUCGGGCAUCAAAAUGGACACCCUGCUGUCGGGGCCUAAAGUGGACAUGCUAAAGAUGGGUAUGAAGCAAGCAGCUACCGUGGCCAGCAAGGUGUGGGGGGCUGUGUCGUCCGCCUACUACUCAGACGACGAGGAGGAGCAGACCCAGCCCAGGGAGGCCUUCCCCGCCCGGCUGGAGGAGCAGCUCCUCGAUGGGAAUGGCGGGCCGGAGAACGCCUUACCCAGGGGCCUCAUGCCCAGCCUGGGCUCCAACGGCCUCGCGCGGAGCACCACCAGUCUGGGCAGCAGCGGGAGCAGCGACACUGGCCGGCUGCAGCCCAGCGCGUCCAUGACCCCUGGCAGGUCCAUGAAGGGAGCCGACUCGGAGAGGUCUGUGCAGAGCUCGUCUCACCACGCCAGCUCCUCCAGCAUCUACCAGAACUGCGCUUUAGAGGUGUUGAUGUCCAGCUGUUCUCAGUGUCGCUUCUGUGAUGCUCUGGUGUAUGAUGAGGAGAUCAUGGCGGGCUGGACGGCAUACGACUCCAACCUGAACACCACCUGUCCGUUCUGCCAGGCCUCCUUCCUACCCUUGCUGCACGUGGAGUUCCACGACCUCCGCACCACCCCUGGGUUCUACCUGAAGACUAGCACUUCAGGAGACAGCAUCCACAGGGCUAGCCCACGGCCCACGGCCUCCCACGGCUCCUCAGAGGUGACGGCGGGCGGUCCCAGCGAGCCCCCAGACCUCAUCAGCUUCGCAGAAUGCCCCACAAGCAAGGAAGAGCCCGACGACCCGCUGACCUCCCAGGCCGGGACACAGAAAUCGUUGUCCACUGCACCGGGAAUGCCCAUGCUACCGAGCCACCUAUGCCUCCCCAGGUCAGGGCCGGAGAUGGCGCUUUCAGACCCCCUGAGCCUGCUGGCGGUGCAGGGUGAGAAACGCGGUACAUCUCUGACCCGUAGCAACAGUGUAGGAGGGCACCUGCACAGCCUGGACUCAGCGCAGUGGCCCAGUCACGGCGUGUCCACCUCCAGCCUGCCAAACAGCCUGCAGGAGGUGGUGGACACGCUGGGCCAGAAGCGCCCCGACCCGCCGCCCGUCUCGGUGCCUUACCUCAGCCCGCUGGUGUUGCGCAAAGAACUGGAGUCCUUACUGGAGAACGAGGGCGAUCAGGUGAUCUACACCCACAAAUUCCUCAGCCAGCACCCCAUCAUCUUCUGGAACCUGGUGUGGUAUUUCCAGCGACUGGACCUGCCCAGCAGUCUGCCAGGACUCAUACUUACCUCUGAACACUGCAACAACGGCGUGCAGCUGGCGCAGACGUCCCUGCCCCAGGACAGCAAGCAGGUGUAUGUUCAGCUGCUGUGGGACAACGUCAACCUGCACCAGGACCCCGCCGAGCCCCUCUACCAGCUCUGGAGGACCUUCUUGCGUAAGAAGGGCUCAUUGGCCCCCACUGACCACCAGGAGGUGCGGGGACUACUCAACAGCAUCGUCAGAAGCAUCCAGACCAACGACGUCUACGGCCCCAUCAAUCUGCUCCUUAGGGACAUCAAGAAACACCCACAGGUCAAACGACAAAGGAGUAUAUACAGGGAGAUCUUGUUCCUUUCACUAGUGGCCUUGGGGAGGGAGAACAUUGAUAUUGAAGCUUUCGAUCGGGAGUACCGUGUAGCCUUCGACGAGCUCGGCCCCGAGCAGCUCAGAGCACUCUCGCCCAUUGACGGCCCCCCCUCCAACAGCGUGCAGUGGUGCCUCAAAUGCUUCGGAGCUCCAUUCAUCUGACCCGCCCAGCACCAGCAGCUGCACGGGGGCGCCACGCGUCUCCUCAGCAGACCCCGGCUCAGGCGCUGGGUGCGGGGGGGGGCUAAGUCCCCUUGUUCACAACUGUCACCCAAAGAUGGUAACCUGUCAUCAUCCUCCAAAACAUACUUUGGUUUUGUUCCAUGCCUGCUUUUUUUUUUUUUUUUUUUUUUUUUGGCAGCGUUUUAGCAACGCCAGAUAUGUAGCAGGUAGUUGUUUUAUUAGCGCGAGUUAUUGAAUGUCUUCAAAUCAUGGAAACAUCAUCAGGUAUGUGCAUGGACCCUGUAGAAGGGAAGUAAAGAACUGAAGAGGUGGGAACUCUCUCGGCCCCCUCAACACUGCCUUGCGUUCCAUCUUCCCUUCAAGCCUACCUGUGGAAAGAGUCCAGAAGAAAUGGAGCCGUGUUCUCUUGAGAUGUCCAUUUCAAGGGUCUUAUACAAUGUGCACUUUCAAAAAAAAAUGAAUUGCUUUAUCUUUCUCCAUUGUUGGUUGUACAUAUUUUUCUAUGAUGGGAUAUUUGAACUGAUAUUUGCCUUUUUCAAAGUGAGGGAUCUUGUCCUAGAUUUCUAUGGAGUCAGUCUUAAAUGCCAAGCCUAUAUUAUCGA